Cuscuta campestris is the source of this 1339-nucleotide messenger RNA. Lineage: Eukaryota; Viridiplantae; Streptophyta; Magnoliopsida; Solanales; Convolvulaceae. The record is from the annotation of a GenBank genome assembly.
UUUCUUUUUCUCUGGACUUUCCCAUUUCGCCUUUCCAUCCCCACCCUUUCGCCAUUGAUGAUGCAGAAAGAUCACUUCUUUAACGGCGGUGGAGCUCCGCCGCCGCCGUUACUGUUCGAGCCCACGAUGCGUGACUUGGACGCGACUUGGGGGUGUUCUCAGGAUGAAUACGCCCAAUUUGAGUUGCCCGUCAGCAGCACCUCGAUGGCCGCCGCCGCCAUGGAUUCCGGCGGGUUUGCGAUCAGCGAGCUGAUCGGUGAACUCAGCAGUAUGUACGGCUCUCGACCGCCGUUCGCCGCCACUUACGCCAACGUCGGUGAUAUUUACAGCUUGGGAAAUUCACUUCCCCUGAGUACUCCGGCCAUCUCCCCGGCGCCGGCGAAGUUGUCCUGCCUCGGUAGCCGGAGCUUCAACGGGAGAACGGCUCAAUCCAGGUCGAGUAGCCCGUCUCUGAAGCAACCCGGAACUGAAACCCGACCCGAACCCUCAUUCUUUUCCGGCCACACUUCCAUUCCCGAACCAUCAGCUCCCUCCGCCGAUCAACUCCCGAGCGGCGGAAGCUCCGGCGAACUCAAUCCCAGAAAAAGGAAACCCGUCUCGGGAAUCAAGACGGACGGGCAUUCGAAUGCGAAGAAAUCGAAACAGAGCAAAGCAACGGAGGCAGAAGUGAAUGCUGAUAAUGGCGGCGGAGAUGGUAAUGAGUCAAACCAGAAGCCAUUUGAGCCACCAAAGGAUUACAUUCAUGUUAGAGCAAGAAGAGGGCAAGCUACUGAUAGCCAUAGCCUUGCUGAAAGAGUAAGGAGGGAGAAGAUUAGUGAAAGAAUGAAGCUUUUGCAAGAUCUUGUGCCUGGCUGCAAUAAGGUAACUGGUAAGGCAUUAAUGCUCGACGAGAUUAUAAAUUAUGUGCAAUCACUGCAACGCCAAGUCGAGUUCCUAUCUAUGAAGUUAGCCACAUUAAAUCCUAGGGUGGACUGCAACGCACCCAAUCUGCUCCCAAAGGAUAUAUGUCAGACCAAUGAGGCAUUGCCACAUCACGUGUACACGUCGGAUUCGUCAGGGCCCGCUUUUCGUUACGCCAAAAUUCCUCAACUAAAUGCGGGCAAUCCAAACGGGGCGCUAAGCCAAUGUCCUCCUCCUUCUCUUUACUCAUUGGAUGCCUCUCCAAGCCUUGGGAUGCACUUUCCUUCCAUGGAUAGUUUUGGUGAAACUCUUUCUCAGUUUCCUUUGGCAUUUGAAGAUGACCUGCAAAGUAUAGUCAAAAUGGGGUUCAACUAAAUCUUUAGCAAGAUUAUAUCCACAAAAUUUGAUUCUCUCCGUCACAUAAAAAAGUUCCAUAAUG